Molecule: messenger RNA, 1074 nt
Organism: Setaria italica (foxtail millet)
Lineage: Eukaryota; Viridiplantae; Streptophyta; Magnoliopsida; Poales; Poaceae
Product: 5'-3' exoribonuclease 2-like
Exons: 2
Coding region: 1-1074 (357 amino acids)
Source: RefSeq, a predicted model, not a curated record
AUGGAUUGCGUCGUGCUCUCCUGGAUCUACGGCACCGUCUCCACCGAGCUCAUGGACCUCAUCCGCGUUCGCGGCUCCUCUGCUCGGUCCGCCUGGCUCGGCAUCGAGCACAAUUUUCUCGGCCAUCGUGAGACGCGUGCCCUCCUCCUCGACGCCGAGUUCCGCACCAUCGUCCAAGGCAACCUCUCCGUCACAGACUACUGCCGCAAGAUGAAGAGCAUGGCAGAUGCUCUCGCCGAUCUCGGCGAAUACGUUCCCGACCGCACCUUGGUCUUGAACGUCCUCCGCGGGCUCAGCGAGAAGUACGCCUACAUGACUCCUCACUUCAAGCGUCAACGCCCGUUCCCGACCUUCAGCGAGGUACGCGACGAUCUGCUCUUGGAGGAGCUCACCAUGCCGGCUGCCCUGCCGACCCCGUCGUCCGCCCUCAUCGCCACCGCCGGCAAGCACUCCGGCGCCCCCUCCGGUGCCCCUCCUCGCCAGCCACCGCAAGGGGGUGGCAACAACCAGGGCCGCCGCAACAACCGCCGCCGCGGCAGCAGCAACUGCGGCUCCAACGGCGGCAACGGUGGUGGUGGGUCAGGUGGCCCCAACAACGCUGCUGCUGCCGGCAAGGGCACCAGCUCGCUUGCUUCUGGCCAGCCCGGUCCUGGUCACGCUGGCACACACUGGCCGAGCUUCUUCAACCCAUGGACCGGGACCAUCUCCAUGUGGCCCCGUCCACAGCCCACGCCACCCGGAGGAUCGGCGCCUCGCCUUGCUCCAUCUGCUGGCUACUCGGCGCCGCAGGCAGGGUACCCGGCGCCACAGGCCAUGCUCGCUGGCCCAUUUGGUUUCCCCCCGCCGGCGCCCGUGGAGCCCGGUCCGCCACUGCCCGCGUCUCCAGCCCCGUCGGCACCGUGGACACCUUGGAGCGGUGUUUCAUGGGACCAACAAGCCUUGGCAAAUGCUUUCAGCACCAUGUCCGUGCAACCCCCGGCCACCGGCGAGUGGGUCAUGGACUCAGGUGCCUCCUCCCACAUGACGCCCGACACCGGAUCUUCGUUCCAGGAACGUGAUCGUCAGGUGCAAUAG